This is a messenger RNA of Sitophilus oryzae (rice weevil), 1085 nucleotides long. RefSeq names its product DNA-directed RNA polymerase III subunit RPC7-like (gene Polr3G). The coding region runs from base 386 to 1030 and encodes 214 amino acids. Gene Ontology annotation, cellular component: RNA polymerase III complex. The transcript has 6 exons. Lineage: Eukaryota; Metazoa; Arthropoda; Insecta; Coleoptera; Curculionidae. The record is from RefSeq and is a predicted model, not a curated record. Gene Ontology annotation, biological process: transcription by RNA polymerase III.
AAACUUAAGGGAAGGGGAAUAGGAAGUCGGAGGAGGGGGCUUAAAAUAAACCAAAAUAAUUUUUUUUUAUUUUACCAUUCUGUUAUUUUUACGUUAUGAAUUUGUCUAAACCAUGAGUGUUUUUCACGACGAAAUUGAAAUCGAGGAUUUCGAAUACGACGAAGACGACGAAAUCUAUUAUUUCCCAUGUCCAUGCGGCGAUAGGUUUCAAAUUUCAAAGGAGGAACUACUUGCUGGCGAAGAAGUAGCUACUUGCCCUAGCUGUUCAUUAAUCGUACGAGUAAUAUACGACAAAGAAGCCUUUGAAAAACAACAAACCGAAAUUCAGAGCUUAACUGAGGAUUUAAAGAAAUUACAAGUAGUGAAAUAAUAAAACUUAUUAAUAAUGAGUCGUGGAAGAGGAGGCAGAGGUGGUAGAGGUGGUGCUGCUAACAAAUCAUUUACUAGGGAUCAGCUAAAUGAUUUGGGUGUAGGAAAUAAAGAUGCACUUCCCUCACUUGUUACACAGCCUCCAUCACUGUACCCUCCAUUGGAGCGUAAACCUGUACCAUUUACGCCCUCUCUUGAGACAGAUUAUAUGCUAAUUUUACGACGAGAUUUUAUAGAUCAUAUGCAACUAUCCUCAUCUUAUAUAAAAAUUCCAUUUGCCAGCAAGUCAAAUCAGCCAGAACAAGAAAUUGAUAAACUUGUAGCUCAAAUACAUAGUACUAAGGAAAAAUAUGACUGGAAUUUUUUUCCUUCAGAGUUAAGACCAAAACUGUUGGCUAAAAGAAUUAAGAAAGGUCGUGGACAAAAGCUUGAUGUUAAUAUACAAGAAAGGCUUAAUGUGUUGGAGAAGUUGGAGCACUUAAAAAAUGCUGUUGUUAUUAAAGAGGAAGCAGAAGACGAGCUUGAAGAAGAAAUGGAAGCAGAGGAAAACGAACCAGAUGAAGAAAUGGAUGAAGGAACUGAUUAUGCCAAUAACUACUUUGAUAAUGGCGAGAAUUAUGAAGAUGAGGAUGAUAAUUUAGAUGAAGGACCCAUUUAUUAAACUUACAUUGUGAUAUUGUAAUAUAUUGUUUUAAAUAAAAUUAUCAAAGUUCAAA